CUGACAUAUCAGAACGGUCAUGGUGGUCCUGCUGGCCCACUAUGGGCUCUCGACUUGAUGCGACAUCUAGCGCUGUGCGCAAGCGCAUAGAAAAUCAUGACUUCCAGGAUGAAGCGGGCGAAGAGUAUGAAGCGUCCAGCUUCGGCGGUUUCGGAGACUAUAUGCGACGCAAAAAGAUCAAAUUGCAAAAUCUAGAUGCAGAUAUUCGAGCCACUUCUGGAGACUGUCCACCAAUAUUUCGUGGAGUCGUCGCGCAUGUCAACGGCUACACGCAGCCGUCCCUACAAGACCUCCACCGCCUGAUCGUCAGCCAUGGCGGUGGGUUCCUUCAAUACUUGGAUGGCAAGACCAUCGCGACUCAUAUUAUUGCAAGUUCUUUGACCCCGAAGAAAUGCGAGGAAUUCCGGCGAUACCGCAUCGUGAAACCGGCAUGGGUCACAGAAAGUGUUAAAGCUGGUCGAUUGCUGCCCUGGCACGACUUCCGUGUUGUGGACGAGGGUCAAUCCCAGAGAGUUCUCAAGUUUGACGAUGGUCGCUUUACCAGCCAAACAAACACUCCUCGGGCUGGCUAUCGAGAACAAUCAAAAUCGAGCUGGUACAAUUCUCAGCUCAAAGCGAUGACAGCAACUGAUGGAAGCCCUGUUCCCUCUACAAGUGCACCCAAAACGCCGCCUCUUUCGACCCAGUCAGCACAACUACCCGAAGCAACUCCCAACUUGCCGUCUCAGCCUACCCAAUCCGACUAUGGAGACUUUCCUAGUUUCGCUGCUUUAGAAGAUGAUGUAGAAGGGGAAGCAGUUGCCCAGGAACAGGAACAGCAGCACGAGCAAAUUAUUCCAGUCAAGCCUAGCAUACAAACUUCUAUUGAUACCACGCCAAGCGAUGCGGGUAGCCGUACACCCCGACGGCCGCAGAAUUUGCAAAUUACCUCGCCGACGAAACAAAUGAGCCCUCCAAAUCCUCAGUUGACCUCUGAGGAGUAUAAUGCACAACUUUUGACUGAUCCCCGGAUGAGAAAGUCCAGUGUGGUCAAUCCAGAAUUUCUUCAACAAUACUACCGAGAGUCCCGGCUCCAUCAUUUGUCAACAUGGAAAGCUGAUCUGAAAGCCCAGCUUCAGGCUGCGACAAGAGAGAAAACAGUUUCCGGCACUUCUCAAAGGAGGCCUCCACCAGGAGCUAGGAGAUAUAUUCUCCAUGUCGACUUCGACUCAUUCUUCGCCGCUGUGUCCAUUCUCAAGCAUCCAGAGCUUCGCGAAAAACCUGUUGCUAUUGCUCAUGGGUCUGGGUCUGGCUCCGAGAUUGCAAGUUGUAACUAUGUUGCACGUGGACAUGGGGUCAAGAACGGGAUGUGGAUGAAGGGAGCUAUGCAGGCAUGUCCAGACCUUCAGGUUUUGCCUUACGAUUUCCCCGCAUAUGAAGAUGCCAGUCGGAAAUUCUACAGUUCGGUGCUUUCUGUCGAUGGCAUUGUGCAAAGCGUAAGCAUCGAUGAGGCUCUGAUUGACGUUUCCAACCUCUGCCUGGAGGCCGGGGGAUCGGACGGGAAAGGUGUCUCGGAGGGUUCGAUCUACCGCGAGCAAGCCAAAGCCGAUGAGAUAGCGCAGGGUUUGCGUGAUUCCAUCAAGGAGAAGACUGGGUGUGCGGUGUCAGUGGGGAUUGGUGGCAACAUUCUGCUCGCCAAAGUGGCAUUGCGAAAGGCAAAGCCUGCCGGACAAUUUCAUUUGAAGCCCGAUGCUGUUUUAGAUUUCAUUGGGAGCCUUACCGUCCAAGAUCUACCUGGCGUUGGAUACAGUCUGGGGUCGAAACUGGAAGAAAUUGGGGUGAAGUUUGUCAAGGACACCAGGGAACUCACUAAAGAAAGAUUGUGUGCCAGUCUGGGGCCAAAGACUGGAACUAAGAUCUGGGAGUAUGCACGGGGCAUAGACAAGGCUGAGGUCGGCAAUGAAGUGAUCAGGAAAUCUGUUUCGGCCGAGGUCAAUUGGGGAAUUCGGUUUGUCAACCAAGAUCAGGCAGAGGAUUUUAUCAAAUCUCUCUGUGAAGAGCUAGCUCGGAGAUUGGUCGAGAAUUUGGUCAAAGGCAAACAACUUACACUGAAAGUUAUGCGGAGGUCGAUGGAUGCACCGCUGGAACCAGUCAAACAUCUCGGUCAUGGCAAAUGCGAUGUCUUCAACAAGAGCGUCGUCAUUGGCGUGGCCACAAAUGCAUCCGAUAACCUAGGCAGAGAAGCUGUGUCAAUGCUGAGAAGUUUCAACUUCUCUCCCGGUGAUCUCAGAGGUCUCGGAGUCCAAAUGACCAAGCUCGAGCCGCUGAAGGCUGGUCCAUCGACUACCGUCGAAGGCAGUCAGCGGCAACUCAACUUCCUCAAAUCUCCUUCGCGCAAGAGCGUUGCCGCCAAUGUCGACCCCGAUGAACUGGAAAGUCCCCGAAAGGGUGAUUCGGCUCGAAUUCAAGUCGACCCAGUUCUCAGCAAUAGCGCCCACAAGCCGCUGAACAUCUCUGGCUCGCAGUUCAUCAUGCCUACUCAGGUAGAUCCAAAGGUUCUCUCCGAGCUUCCAGGGGAUAUAAGAUCAAGGCUUGUAGCCCAAGCAAAGCCACGACAGGAACUGCCACGAUCCGGCUCCCCAUGUCCGCCACCUCGCCGACGCAUAGUCGAGCCUAGUGCUGCAGCGCCGCUUCCGCCUCAGUCCCAAUUAGACCCCGAGACACUAGCUGCAUUGCCUGAGGAUGUUCGUAACGAAGUCCUUGGCUACUAUAAUCAGCAGACUAGUACUACUGCCCCUGACCCUCCGCCAGCCAUUCCUUCGGCCUUGGCAGUACCGGCUUCACACGCCAUGCCUCAAAGUGCGUCACUCAAGCUCAAGAGACCAACAUCACCGCCAAAAAAGAGGCGUGGUCGUCCGCCAAAAUCAUUAUCAAGCAGCAAUAAGUCAAUGACUCAGACGAACUUUGCUUUCCCUCUACCUGCAGCUCCGUCUACCGGUAUUUCAGUCCCAUCGAAUCGAGAAUCCCUAUCUCGCCCACAGUCGCCAGCUGUCGAAGAGGAAUCAGAAGUUUCAGCUGAUUUCCUCGCUGCACUUCCGGAGGAUAUCCGACAAGAGGUUCUCGAGGAGCAAAGACGCGCUCGCCUUCAACGAGCUCGCGCUGCCGCUGCAACCGCCUCGAGGCCCGUAUCUCAGCCUCAACCUUCCGGCCCUGCCUCUGGUACUCCUGCUCUACCUCCCGUCGAAAAGACAUUACCUCUUCCUCCUCUCCCGGAGCGACCUGUAUUCACCUCGCGGCGGCUGUCGGGCUUACCCGAUCUGCGUGAUGCCGUGGGUGCCUGGCAUUCUGCUUUUGCGGCCGAUGGUCCCUACGGUGAAGACGUAGAGGUACUAUGUGUAUACCUCCGACGUGUCAUUGCCGAGGAGAAGGAUAUUGAUAAAGCGGUGUCUGUGGUGCGCUGGUUAAUGUGGUUAGUGAGUGAAGAUUCACUUCACCGAACUCCAGUGGUGAGCCAAAGUCCGCCGUCUGGACAGGGUGAACAAGGUGUUGUAACUUGGAAAAGCGCAAUUGGAACAAUGCAGCAAAGUGUACAGGCUGCAUUGGAAGAGAGGGAUCUUCCACCGGUGGAUUUUGACUAG
Molecule: messenger RNA, 3617 nt
Organism: Penicillium subrubescens
Lineage: Eukaryota; Fungi; Ascomycota; Eurotiomycetes; Eurotiales; Aspergillaceae
Product: putative DNA damage repair protein Mus42
Exons: 2
Coding region: 42-3617 (1191 amino acids)
Biological process (GO): error-prone translesion synthesis; error-free translesion synthesis
Cellular component (GO): nucleus
Molecular function (GO): DNA-directed DNA polymerase activity; damaged DNA binding; deoxycytidyl transferase activity
Source: RefSeq, a predicted model, not a curated record